This is a messenger RNA of Perca flavescens (yellow perch), 2920 nucleotides long. RefSeq lists its product as uncharacterized. The record is from RefSeq and is a predicted model, not a curated record. Lineage: Eukaryota; Metazoa; Chordata; Actinopteri; Perciformes; Percidae. The coding region runs from base 35 to 2920 and encodes 961 amino acids. Gene Ontology annotation, biological process: response to bacterium. The transcript has 15 exons.
CAUCAGUAGUGUAAGAGAAAGCUGCUGCACCGAAAUGAUCAGAAGACUGGCUGUUUUGAUUCUACUUAGUACCAUGUACCUGAUUCAAACUGCAGAGGUUCCUCACCAGAUCUCUUUGACUGUGGUUGAAGUUGGUAGAAAUGUAACAUUGGAGUGUCCAGUUCCUGAGACAGAAGCCAAAUUCUUUUACUGGUACAAGCAUUCUCUUGGAUAUAUGGUCCAACGUGUCGUUGCUGGAAUUGUUGGCAAAUUAACUAUUGGUAAACAAUUUAACAACCCACGUUUCACAGCUACAAAAAGAGAUGCUCAGUAUUUUCUUACCAUUACAAAUAUCAGCAAAGAGGAUGAAGCAACAUACUUCUGUCACUAUGGAGCAACAUAUACAGAGGGUUACGUCAAUGGCACCUUCUUGGCUGUGAACGAUCGUCAUCAGUCUAAAGCUCUCUACGUGAAACAAAGUCCGGAGACUGAGUCGGUCCAGCCGGGUGACUCAGUGACUCUCCAGUGUUCACUUCUCUCCAAGACCAAAGGAAACACAGAUCAGUGUCCAGGUGAACACAGUGUGUACUGGUUCAGAUCUGGAUCAGGAGAAUCUCACCCAGGCAUCAUUUACACUCACAGUGAUGACGAAGAGGAAAGAAGUUGUGUCUACAGUCUGUCCAAAACUAUACAGAACUCGUCUGAUACUGGGACUUACUACUGUGCUGUGGUCACGUGUGGAGAGAUCCUGUUUGGUGAAGGAACUAAAGUGGAGACAAGAUCAGAACUGGAGCCAGUUGUCCUUGUUCUUGGAGUCCUGUUGGCCUGCUGUGUGACUGUAAUCGCCGCCCUUAUUUUCUACGGAAAUCGAAGGAAAGUUUGUGAACAUUGCAAAGGAGCAUUGAGUGCCUCCCAUCAUCGUGAUAUUGUCAGGUCAACUGUGGAUCCAUCAAAUUAUCUGGAUGGUGAAGCAAGGGCAAUGAACUACACAGGACUGGAUUCCUCAACAAGGGAAGUGAAAAUAGGGAAGAGGAAGAAGAGAGAGUCACCAGCAGAGUACCAGAUUCAAACUGCAGAGGUUCCUCACCAGAUCUCUUUGACUGUGGUUGAAGUUGGUAGAAAUGUAACUUUGGAGUGUCCAGUUUCUGAAAAGGGAGGCAAAUUCUUUCACUGGUACAAGCAGCCUCUUGGAUAUACAUUCCAAAGUGUCGUUGCUGAAACUCAUGGCAAAUUAACUAUUAGAAAAGAAUUUAACAACUCACGUUUCACAGCUACAAAAAGGGAUGCUCAGUAUUUUCUUACCAUUACAAAUAUAAGCAAAGAGGAUGAAGCAACAUACUUCUGUCACUAUGGAGCGAUACAUACAGAGAGUUCCAAUGGCUUCUUCUUGGCUGUGAACGAUCAUAAUCAGCAGAAAUCUGUCUAUGUGAAACAAAGUCCGGAGACUGAGUCGGUCCAGCCGGGUGACUCAGUGACUCUCCAGUGUUCACUUCUCUCCAAGACCAAAGGAAACACAGAUCAGUGUCCAGGUGAACACAGUGUGUACUGGUUCAGAUCUGGAUCAGGAGAAUCUCACCCAAGCAUCAUUUACACUCACAGUGAUGAAGAAGAGGAAAGAAGUUGUGUCUACAGUCUGUCCAAAACUAUACAGAACUCCUCUGAUACUGGGACUUACUACUGUGCUGUGGUCACGUGUGGAGAGAUCCUGUUUGGUGAAGGAACUAAAGUGGAGACAAGAUCAGAACUGGAGCCAGUUGUCCUUGUUCUUGGAGUCCUGUUGGCCUGCUGUGUGACUGUAAUCGCCGCCCUUAUUUUCUACAGAAAUCAAAGGAAUGUUUUUGAGCAUUUCAAAGACAUCAGUAGUGUAAGACAAAGCUGCUGCACCACAAUGAUCAGAAGACUGGCUGUUUUGAUUCUACUUAGUACCACGUACCUGAUUCAAACUGCAGAGGUUCCUCACCAGAUCUCUUUGACUGUGGUUGAAGUUGGUAGAAAUGUAACUUUUGAGUGUCCAGUUUCUGAAAAGGGAGGCAAAUUCUUUCACUGGUACAAGCAGCCUCUUGGAUAUACAUUCCAAAGUGUCGUUGCUGAAACUCAUGGCAAAUUAACUAUUAGAAAAGAAUUUAACAACUCACGUUUCACAGCUACAAAAAGGGAUGCUCAGUAUUUUCUUACCAUUACAAAUAUAAGCAAAGAGGAUGAAGCAACAUACUUCUGUCAUUAUGGAGCGAUAUAUACAGAGAGUUCCAAUGGCUUCUUCUUGGCUGUGAACGAUCAUAAUCAGCAGAAAUCUGUCUAUGUGAAACAAAGUCCGGAGACUGAGUCGGUCCAGCCGGGUGACUCAGUGACUCUCCAGUGUUCACUUCUCUCCAAGACCAAAGGAAACACAGAUCAGUGUCCAGGUGAACACAGUGUGUACUGGUUCAGAUCUGGAUCAGGAGAAUCUCACCCAGGAAUCAUUUACACUCACAGUGAUGAAGAAGAGGAAAGAAGUUGUGUCUACAGUCUGUCCAAAACUAUACAGAACUCUGAUACUGGGACUUACUACUGUGCUGUGGUCACGUGUGGAGAGAUCCUGUUUGGUGAAGGAACUAAAGUGGAGACAAGAUCAGAACUGGAGCCAGUUGUCAUUGUUCUUGGAGUCCUGUUGGCCUGCUGUGUGACUGUAAUCGCCGCCCUUAUUUUCUACGGAAAUCAAAGGAAAGUUUGUGAAGAUUGCAAAGGAGCAUUGAGUGCCUCCCAUCAUCGUGAUAAUGACAGGUCAACUGUGGAUCAAUCAAAUGAUCUGGAUGGUGAAGCAAGGGCAAUGAACUACGCAGGACUGGAUUUCUCAACGAGAAAAGUGAAAAGAGGGAAGAGGAAGAAGAGAGAGUCACCACCAGAGUGUGUGUACUCUGUUGUUAGAGCAGAUAACCACAACCAGCACCAGCCCUCUCUGUAG